GGCGACGGCAAAGCACCACCACAGCCAUGAGGGAGAUCGUGCACAUCCAGGCGGGUCAGUGUGGAAACCAAAUUGGAACCAAGUUUUGGGAAGUGAUCAGUGACGAGCACGGGAUUGACCCGGCCGGAGGCUACGUUGGUGACUCAGCUUUGCAGCUGGAGAGGAUCAGUGUCUACUACAAUGAAUCAUCCGCCCAAACAUAUGUACCCAGAGCAAUUUUGGUGGACUUGGAACCAGGAACCAUGGAUAGUGUUCGAUCUGGCCCUUUUGGACAACUCUUUCGGCCUGAUAAUUUUAUCUUUGGACAAACAGGUGCUGGAAAUAACUGGGCCAAAGGACAUUAUACCGAAGGAGCAGAACUUGUAGAUUCAGUGCUUGAUAUUGUGAGAAAAGAAUGUGAACACUGUGAUUGUUUGCAAGGAUUUCAGCUCACUCAUUCUCUUGGAGGAGGAACAGGUUCUGGGAUGGGAACACUUCUCAUCAGCAAAAUUCGAGAGGAAUAUCCAGAUAGGAUUAUGAAUACAUUUAGUGUCAUGCCAUCUCCCAAAGUGUCUGACACUGUGGUAGAACCAUAUAAUGCCACUCUCUCAGUCCAUCAGCUGGUUGAAAACACAGAUGAAACCUACUGUAUUGAUAAUGAAGCGCUGUAUGAUAUUUGCUUCCGUACUUUGAAGCUUACCACUCCAACAUAUGGAGAUCUCAACCAUUUGGUGUCUGCCACAAUGAGCGGGGUGACAACAUCACUGCGUUUUCCUGGCCAACUAAAUGCAGAUUUACGCAAGUUGGCAGUAAAUAUGGUUCCAUUCCCACGCUUACACUUCUUUAUGCCUGGAUUUGCUCCUUUGACUGCCCGAGGCAGCCAGCAGUACAGAGCACUUACAGUUCCAGAGCUCACUCAGCAAAUGUUUGAUGCCAAAAACAUGAUGGCAGCUUGUGAUCCAAGACAUGGACGAUAUCUGACAGUGGCCACAGUCUUCCGAGGCCCCAUGUCCAUGAAAGAAGUUGAUGAACAGAUGCUGGCCAUCCAGAACAAGAACAGUAGCUACUUUGUAGAAUGGAUCCCAAAUAAUGUCAAAGUGGCUGUUUGUGAUAUAGCGCCUCGUGGCCUCAAAAUGGCCUCUACUUUUAUCGGAAACAGCACCGCCAUUCAAGAGCUCUUCAAAAGAAUUUCAGAGCAGUUCUCGGCCAUGUUUAGGAGAAAGGCUUUUCUUCACUGGUUUACUGGUGAAGGUAUGGAUGAGAUGGAAUUUACAGAAGCAGAAAGCAACAUGAAUGAUCUAGUUUCUGAGUACCAGCAGUAUCAAGAAGCAACAGCAAACGAUGGAGAAGAAGCAUUUGAAGAUGAUGAGGAAGAAGUUAAUGAAUAAACUUAAUACAGUUAAUAAAGUUAAUUCUCAAGUCUGAAGUGUUUGCUUUAGUACUAAUCAUUUGCCUGAUAUUAAGAACAUCAUAGUGCUUAAUUUUCAAAGAAUUUAUUUAGCCAUUUUCUCUAGAACGGAUCAUGAAUGCUUUGCAUCAAAAGUUAAGCUAAGGAUUCCCCUGAUUUAUUUACUUGCUCAAUGGGGUUGUGAGAGCAAGACUUUAACACACAUGUACACGGCCCAAAUUCUGCAAAAUGAGCAUUAUCUCUCCCAUAUUCACUGGGUUGGCUGAAGCAGCAAAAUUGAGUCUUGGCCAUUUAAAGAUAGUGUCAUAAUUGUAGUUUAUAAAUUACAGAACUGCCAGUUAUAAUGGGCUUAUGAGUGCACUUCAUUUGACUUGGUGUUAGUGCACAUAAAUAAACAUUAUACUGAAAUAAGUAAUUGUAUCCAGCUCUUUGAAAGAAAUGGAGAUUUUUUUCUUUUAUGAAAGAAUAUCUCCCCCGCCAUCAAACUGAAACAAUUUACACUGUAAUCCUAUGCAUGGUUACUUGAAAAUAAAUAUUUCUUACUCUAAAUGGGAU
Molecule: messenger RNA, 1942 nt
Organism: Thamnophis sirtalis
Lineage: Eukaryota; Metazoa; Chordata; Lepidosauria; Squamata; Natricidae
Gene: TUBB6
Product: tubulin beta 6 class V
Biological process (GO): microtubule-based process
Cellular component (GO): microtubule
Molecular function (GO): GTPase activity; GTP binding; structural constituent of cytoskeleton
Source: RefSeq, a predicted model, not a curated record